AUGAUUUUCGCCGUGGAAGGGCCUUCCACAAUAAGAACUAGAUAGCUUGCACUUGCUUCCUAAUCGCAGCCCGACCGAGCCUCUAAGAACAGAAAUUUGCCUCCUCGGCCAGUCACAGACGCCCCAAAACCAUUCCGCACAACCCCCACUUGCCUAGUCAAUUAUUCUUCUAUCUGCUCUCCGCGCCCACCGCCGGCGCUCACUCUGACACUUGCACAUCCGCAAUCCUACUGUACACUCCCACAAGCCAGCACCAUGGCGUCCCAGCAGGUGCCCACCCAGGCCAACAUCCAGUCCACCCACCCAUUCACCUGCAACACAUGUCAGGUCGCAUUUCGCUCGGGCGAACUGCAGCGGGCGCACAUGCAAACUGACUGGCACCGCUACAACCUCAAGCGCAGAGUCGCGUCUCUGCCUCCACUCUCUUCUGAGAUCUUCACCGAGAAGGUUCUCGCGAACAAAGCGUCUGCCGCUGCGUCUGCCGCAAAGGCCUCAUUCGAGAAAUCCUGUGCCGCCUGCCAGAAGACCUACUUCAGCGAAAAUGCCUACGCAAACCACCUGAACAGCCAAAAGCACCGCACAAACCUUAUGAAGGCGUCGAGGAGCGGCCAGAACGACGACGCGGUGUCGGUCAACGGCUCGGUCAUGAGCUCUGCCUUCUCACUGGGCGAGUCGAUGGCCGAUUCUGAGGCUACUACCGUUGGCGACAAAGAGGUCGGAGAUGUUGCAGCUAGCCUGGAAACCGCCAAACUAGAGGACAGUGCCACCGGAGAGGCUUCUACUGAGGAGGUCUCUGCGGAAGACGAUCGGAGCUCAGUCGCCACACCCAAGAUCAUCACUGACCCGUUGCAAGAUUGCCUGUUCUGUAACUACAAGUCGCCGACAAUGGCCCUGAAUUUGCAUCACAUGGGGCGCUACCACGGCAUGUUUGUGCCUGAGAAGGACUUCCUGGCGAAUGCGGAGGGACUUUUGAAGUACCUGCACAGUAUGAUUCACGAACAGCAUGCUUGCUUGAAAUGCCACAAGGUUGUACACACAGCAACUGGUAUCCAGACACACAUGCGCGACCGUGGUCAUUGCAUGAUUGGCUUUGAGAGCGAUGAGGAACUUGUCGAGAUCGGUGAAUUUUACGACUUCAGCAGCACGUACAACGACCAAGAUGCCUUCAACGAGAUGCAAGAUGAGGCCGAGGCAUCAGAUGACUCUUCAUCAACAACAGGAGGCGGUGUUAAGCUUGGUGCCAGGCGUGAGGCCAAGAUCACUACCGAGGAUGACGCAGAGAUGUCCAGCGGCGUGGAGGAUGAGGGUUGGGAGACCGAUAGCACAGUCUCAAGUGUCCCGACGGACGAGAUUGGCGCUGUACCGAUCGACCGAUCCCACCGCCACAAGGGUCUUCACAAGUCGAGACACCACAAUCAUGCUGAUCCUCGACCUCACCGAGCGGCAGACGGCUUCCACUCACACGCACAUGCCACACCAACUGCCGUCUACCAUGAUGAAUACGAGUUGCACCUCCCCUCCGGCCGGACAGCAGGCCACAGGUCGCUCAACAAGUACUACAGGCAGAACCUGCGCAACUAUCCUGGCGUCGCCGAGCGUAUGGAGAAUGCACAGCGCCGUCUCACUGCACCUGAGAACGACGAAGAUGGUGACACAGAGAUGGAGAACGGUGAGGAACGCGGUCGAGGUGGCCGCGAGGUCGUCACUCGCGCAAAUGGUGGUAUGGGCAUGAUCGGGGUCAGCGACAGCAAGAAGAAGGAAGUUGCUGCGCUCGAGAAAAAGCAGCAGAAGCAGGCCGAUCGCGCGAGGAAUAGGUAUCAGGCUGGUAACGAGAGGAGAGGUAACUUCCAGAAGCACUUCCGUGACCCACUGCUGCAGUAGUGGCAUACGCACUUUCUAAAGUUAGGUUUACGAGCACGUCUGGCGUUCUUAGGCAUGCGGUCCUAGAGUUUGGGAGGUAGAUAUGCAUUGAAUGAGCCAUGAGAUCAGACUACCAUCGAAGAAUGAAAUCAAACAAUACCCUUACUGUGUUAAAUCCAGCCUCGAAACCAGUAACAAGAUUCCCAGCAGUGAAUCUGAGGCUAAGCUGGCUCACGUUGCAGGAAAAAAGGCGGUCUAAGAAUGUGAGCCAAGUAUUCUACCACGACAGCAAAGUAGAGGGAAUGUAGAAUACACUCCGUAGAAGACUGUUUUGCCUACAACAUAGGUAAACGUUAACUAGAUUUCAGCUUUAAGCAUUGUAAUAGCUAUGAGUUCAU
Boeremia exigua is the source of this 2258-nucleotide messenger RNA. RefSeq names its product C2H2 type zinc-finger-domain-containing protein. Bases 256 to 1881 code for a protein of 541 amino acids. The record is from RefSeq and is a predicted model, not a curated record. Gene Ontology annotation, cellular component: preribosome, large subunit precursor. Lineage: Eukaryota; Fungi; Ascomycota; Dothideomycetes; Pleosporales; Didymellaceae. Gene Ontology annotation, biological process: ribosomal large subunit biogenesis. Gene Ontology annotation, molecular function: zinc ion binding; nucleic acid binding. The transcript has a single exon.